GACAGGGAGGUAAGAUAGCUGAACCCUUUGCCUACGCAAAACUGGCAACCAGGGGAGAUGCUCUGCCGCCAUUUUACAUCACGAGCGAAUAUGUCAUGGAAAGAGAUCAUUCUGGGAACCCUAGAAGGAUCGAAGUGACGCUGGGGAGGAGUCCUCCGCAGGGACAAGAGGGAGCGGGAGCGUUCCGCGCAAACUUUCACAUUGGGCAGAAGAUGAAGAUCAGCAAGAUGCAUGCUUCCUUAUACUGGAAUUCAGACGACGAGAAGUUUUACAUCAAGAGCAUCUGCAAGAAUGCAGUGAAGGUGGACGGGGUUAUCUACCCCGGAUCCCCGGAUGGAAACAGCGGAAAGCCAGCACCUCUGCAGAGGCAGUCGAAGAUCGAGAUCGCAGAUGGAGUUCCAAUCUAUUUCCUCCUUCCGUUGAGUAUGAAUUGUUGAGCUGUAGAAACGUUGUUCUGAAAUCGUCAAAGCGCCAUCCUCGAUGCCCAGAGCGCUUGCUGCGAAGCCGAAACUUUCCUAUGAGCAAAUGGUGUCGUCUGUGAGUUCUAGACUGCAUGCUUGGAGCAGGAGGCUCAUGGUUGCCAGGUCCUCGAACCUGAUCUUAAACUUUCCUUUGAAGAAAUAUGGGAAGCCAUCCAGCAAAAGUACCCCUACUUUGCAAGUGGUAAACCUAUCAUUGAUUG
Molecule: messenger RNA, 682 nt
Organism: Guillardia theta CCMP2712
Lineage: Eukaryota; Cryptophyceae; Pyrenomonadales; Geminigeraceae
Exons: 3
Coding region: 96-437 (113 amino acids)
Molecular function (GO): protein binding
Source: RefSeq, a predicted model, not a curated record